This is a messenger RNA of Solenopsis invicta (red fire ant), 7056 nucleotides long. RefSeq lists its product as uncharacterized. Gene Ontology annotation, molecular function: guanyl-nucleotide exchange factor activity. Bases 1979 to 6247 code for a protein of 1422 amino acids. The record is from RefSeq and is a predicted model, not a curated record. NCBI's taxonomy places the organism in Eukaryota, Metazoa, Arthropoda, Insecta, Hymenoptera, Formicidae. The transcript has 7 exons.
ACAUUUCCGUGAUAAAACUUUCUUCUCUUUUUUGUACUAUAUUUAUGAUAUAAGAGUAGUUUACACGUCUCAUAUUGUUCUUGAAGAAUCUUAAGGGGUUAUCCCACUGUGACGAAAAGAGGCUAUUUUCGUGAAUUUUUUUUGUGGAAGCUAAUAAGAUGUAUAAAUUGUUAUCGCUAUAUAUUUAAAGAAAGUACAUAUAUUGAAAAAAUUUAUUUAAAAAAAUUAUUAAAUAAUAUUAAUAUUCGUGGCUUCGACAGUUGAUACAGUGCUCCUUUGAAAAAAAAUUAUUGAUGCACGGAUGCUCGUGCUGUGUCUGAACAGGAUCUCUAAAAUAAAAUUUUUUUUUUGUUUUAAAGUAUAUAAGUGUAGAUUCAGUUAAGCGUAGGGAUUUUUUAAAACAGUAAAUUUUAACACAUGCUGCCGUUCGGAAAGGAAAAGUUUAUUAUUUUACGAAAAAAACGUCACUCUUUAAGUUGUUUCUCAAAAACUAAUUUAAUUUGCAAAAUCCUACGCUUAACUGAAGACAAUUUUAUUAUGAACAUUCCGUCUAAAAAUCAAGUCAUUCGAAUAAAAAAUGAUUGAGAUACUGGUCGAGCGCCCAGUUGUGAAAAUGCAAAGUUUCAAGAAAAACAUAUUUAAAGCUAUUAAAUCACAUAUUUCCGAUGUGAAUUUCAACACAACAUUUUAAGGGCAUAUCUUUAAGACUACUGCAAGCAUUACAAAAAAGCAAAAAAAAAUUGAUUUUUUGACAAAUCCGUCACAAUAGAAUGACCCGUUAAAUAUGCGAAAGGUCUCUCGAGCGUCGCGAUAACGCAACCCUACCACGCGACAAAACAAUGCACACGUUCUCCAUCGCGACGUUCCACAUUGAUUUUCCCAUCGCGCGGCGUAUCGCGUAUAGAUAAUCGCGCCUGGGCGCUGCAAUUACACCACACCUCUAAUUCCCGUACCGAGUCACACUCGUGGCUCUCAAUAACUGUCGGUUAUUCGACGCGAUUAUCCGGCGACGUAGGACGACAGAUAGGAAUGCGCUCGAGCGGCUGUUAUCGCGAUCCAACACCCGCCACGUCUUCCAGCCGUUGUGGACGCCAGCUUAACGAGUCGCGCUCCGGCAUUUCGAUCCCGUGGCCGUCCAUCCGAGAGUUGGCACGCUCGCUGCUCCGUUCCCAUCCUCGGCUGCCUCUCGCCGCCAGUAUCUACCUGUUGCUCGAACAGCGAAGGCUGCUCGGCCUCUGUCUACCUGACGGCCGAGACCUACUCACGUCUACAGACAUCAUCGCGUGUCUUCCCUUCUCUCUAUUUUUUUUUUCUACGUAGUGCACUUUUCGAUUGGUGAAACAUCCGCUCCGAUAGUGAAUGAACUAUAAAAAGCAGUGGCUUCAGCUCACCUUAUCUCUCUUAUCGCACGUGCCGCGCGUGUCGUGCGCACGAGGAUGAUUGGAACAUGCAUCUAUCGCCCUUCGCGAGUGAUUCGAGUAUCUUUAUUACGCCGAUAGAGAUGCCUUUCGACAGCGGCGAAAAUUACUGUUUGAGAUAUCACCAGUUCCGCUAUUGAUUUGUUCGACGUGAUCUCGCGCUGGAUUUAUUCGCUGGAUUUACGUGCGUGAUCGAGAUCCGCCUAAUGCUCCUUAUCCUGCAAAGCGGGAGAUCGGCGAUUACUCACGAUGUCACGUGAACGUGACGGUACGAUCAUUACGCAGAAAUGGAUUUUCUCGAAGAGCGACCGCUUUGUGUGUUCCGGUUCAAGCGUGUCGCGCGACAAUUAACGGAAGUUCAUGCGAACCGGGCGAUUGAUGGUUUCGGACGAUUCAUCGUGAGCGAUCGGUGAUAUAAAUAGAAACGAAUAGAUUGAGAGAACGAGGCGGUGCAUAACUUACGCGGGUGGUGAAACGAAGACCGUCAACGUCAGCAAAAUGGUCCGAGGGCGAAAGUGAAACACAGAACCAGCACGGAUUUGGUCCCACAACUGCUGGGCAUGUUUGACGAACUGGCGCGUCGCAGUGAUGGCUACGAGGGUGAUCGCAUGAUUCUAUCAUCGUCCUGCAGCAUACCCGCGGUCCUGCAAAAGCGUCUGAGCAUGGUACCGGUUGCACAUCGGGGUUCCGUGUUCGGUCAGCUCUGCACAAACGGCGACUUAGCCAAACCUAUGCACCAGGACGUGCCGAAGAGCAAAGAGCAGGAAGACGAGUACGACGAGGUCGUCGCAGACGCCACCGAUAACAGUAUGUUGGAGACGGUUAUCUCGGUAACGACUCUAGAGAACGAGGGAAACGGGGAAACCGUUGGGAAGCCGAUUUACGAGAGGCGAGAGACCAACGGUCUCACUACCCCGCUUAGGUACAAUAGGCGACGCAGGAAUGGCGGCAGACCGCUCUCCGGAAGCUCCAUCGCGUCCAGCACGUCUUCCAGCAGUUGCAGCAAUCAGGGCAACACCUGCGCCGCCAAUCCCUAUCUGGCGUCCGUCGAGUCCCUCGCCGACACCUGUGCCAGCUCCCAAGGUUCCGCGGACAGCGGAGUCGUGACAGUAUCGGAAGCUAGCUGUCGGAUCUUAAACGAUGAAAACGCGCAAAGGAGGGACAGCGCCGAGGAGGAUCCUUUAUGCCAUAGGCCGCGCUACUGCGACCCGCAUCGCAAUCCCGUUGAGAGGGUGCUUCUUGAGAUCGUGGACACGGAGGCGAUAUACGUUGAGCAUCUGCGUCAAGUUAUUCAGGGUUAUCUUAUAUUCUGGAGAGACAAUCCAUCGUCAUUCGCACGUCUGCACCUCAGCGAUCUGUUUAGCAAUAUCGAGGACAUCUUCGAAUUUAAUAGGGAAUUCUUGCGAGAGAUAGAGAAGUGCGGUCUGGAUCCCGUCUGCGUCGCUAACACGUUCAUCAAGCAUAAUUCGGGAUUUAAAGUGUAUACCGAGUAUUGUACCAAUUAUCCGAGGACAGUCUCGGUUCUGACCGAUUUGAUGGGCCAGGAGGAAACCGCGUGCGCCUUCCGCGAACGGCAGGCGGCCCUCAGGCACGCGCUGCCGCUCGGUUCUUUCCUUUUGAAACCCGUUCAGAGGAUCCUUAAGUACCACCUGCUCCUGGAGAAUCUAUCGAAGGAGUACGACGCCGAUUGUGAUUCGAGAGAGAACGAGGCUGAAGGCAGAAGUGCCAUCGAGGCUGCGCUUGCCGCGAUGACUGGCAUUGCUAAGCACAUCAAUGCUAUGAAAAGGCGGCACGAGCACGCCGUACGUGUCCAAGAAAUUCAAUCGCUUCUGUACGGUUGGCUGGGACCAGACCUAACUACAAGUGGUGAAUUGGUCGCGGAAGGUCGAUUCAGGAUGCGAGGGGCCAAGGCCCCGAGGCACGCCUUCCUCUUCGAUCGAAUGCUUCUUCUGACGAAGAAAAAGGAGGAUGGUCUCCUUGUCUACAAAGCUCAUAUUAUGUGUUCAAACCUAAUGCUGAUUGAGAGUAUCCCAGGAGAGCCACUUAGCUUUCACGUAAUACCUUUCGAUAAUCCUCGGUUGCAGUACACAUUACAAGCGCGCAAUUUAGAACAAAAGAGAGAAUGGACCUUACAGAUAAAGAGAGUGAUAUUAGAAAAUUAUAAUGCAGUUAUACCGUCGCAUGCGAGACAGUUAGUGUUACAAUUGGGUCAGACGCAACAAGAAGAUGACGCGUUGACGGAUAGGGGAUCGGCAAAGAAGCAUUCUGCCCCUCCGGAAUACUUGGAGAAGCGCAAGCAGGAGAGGGAGAGACGUAGAUCCGAAACUGGUCUGAGGCAGAAGUUCAAGAAAGGCGUCAGGAAAUCUGAUACUACGAUGGAGGAUUCUCCUGCAUCAUCCCGCAAAAAUGACAAUGAAGAUGUUAAUGACUCCAGAGAGUCAACGUUUAACAGGUCUUCGGAUGUACGUGCUUCGAAAGUUAAGGAUCGAUUCACCGGUUGGAGACGAAAAUCCGAGCCAGGCUUUCAGUCGUAUGUUUGUCUUGACAACUCGGACGAGGAGCAAAAGGAGGAUGCCGUUGGCGAGACUCAAUCUGCUACGGUCGAGACUGAAGAAGCUCCCGAGAAUCUUACCGAGGAGGUGAAUCAGACAGCAACGUUGAACUCCUCGCCACUGGACGAAACCAAAGACAUUAACAACGAACAACACGCUAAUUCGGCGCAAACAGUCGAAGAGAUCGUCGGUCACAUUCUCAUGCAGAAUCAAGAGUUCCAGAAGUUGCUGGAGAAACAGAGGACCAGCAGCAUUAUCAACGUGCGCCAGCAACGCUUCAACAAGCGUAUCUCGGCGGACACGUCAGACGAAAGUGAUUCAGAAAACGCUAAUUAUACCAACUCGACCAACCACCACAACAACAAUAAAUUAGGACGUUCUCGGGCGACGCAUCGGGAGCAGCGACUGAUCAGGACGAACAACGCGUGGAAUUUAUUAUCCUCGCCACCGGCGCGCGAGAACCAGCAGCCACUGCAACUUCUCUAUGACAAUCUAAAAACUACUCAAAAAUCGACGGAAACGAUCGCGUAUAAUGGUAAAACGAACCAAUUGCACGACAGACGAACUUCUUUUGAGACGUUCAAGCGACAGAGCAUCGUCUCCGAGAGCAAAGUGAUCAAGACAGCGCUAUGUAUUCGCGAGAAUUCAACGUCGAUGGGCAACGAAGAAAUUGUCACGUCAUCUGCGGCAACACGCGUGACGAAUCACCGGGCGGUGGAGCAAAAAGAGAUCAAUUCUAUUGCCAUGACAGAACUGAUCGAAAGGGAUGAAUCGGAACAACGUGACGAGAGAAGCGGCGCGAACGAUAUGGAAAGCGCCGAGUCUAAGGGCUUCGGCAACUAUGAUAAUUUGCAGCACGUCUGGGAAGGUCUACGGACAGUGAAGGGUGAUGUCGAUGGCAACGAUAGUCCGACCCAGCCCGCCGUUUGGCUCACAAAACUGUGUGAGGGCCUGCCCACCUCGCCGCCUAAAUCCGGUUCGUUGCCACGAAGCUUUCAGAUAAGUCCAAAUUCGCAACCGACAAGCGUAACGAAGUCGCGCUUCCUGCAGCGGGACGGCAAACCAAUGAGCGAGCGACCGUUUACGAUUGCAUCCGACAAACCAGCGGAGAUCAAUCUGGAGGACAUGGAGAGGUACGCGUCCACGUGCCAGCCGGAAGGCAGGAUUGCCAAGUUCCCCAUGCCCGCCACUUCGACAAGCUCCAGUUCGUCGACCUUCUUCUGUUCGUUAGAAGACACACGAUUGACCGACGAUACUUACUCCGACGUGCGAUCUAUAUCUGCCAGCGGCAAUGCGAAUAUUCAUCCAGACCACAAGAUCUAUCGAGCAAACGGCAGCGGCAGUACGAUUUUCCGGAGUGUUUUUAAAGCGGGCAGCCGGUUACAGGGCCGUCUAAGAAACACCAUGAGCACAGAAACGCUCGAAUGCAAUGAUGAGGUCGAACGUACACGCUAUUUCCGCGCGUUGAGUUCCGGAGGUAAGUACCCGAAGAAGCGGACUAAGCAGGCAAAGCAACACGCAAGGGAACCGUCCUCGGAUGUGGAGGAACUACUCGGUUGCUCGAAUGAUUCACGGGUUCCCCAACUUUACUACAAGCAAGGUAGUUCUAGUCUGGGCGCUAGAAUUGCUCAGUCGGACUAUGCUGAUCCAAAGAUCCUCUUCACUGAAAAUAAACGCAUGCAAUCCUCUUCCGUUAAUGACAUUAAUCAGUCUAAGAAAAUCGCCGAGUUGGAGAGGAGAGACUGCGAAGGGGAGACGGAUAACAAGGAUACAGAGCGUCCUGAGAGCGAGACGGACAGCUUUUAUGAGAAGAGCUUUGAAACAAUCGAGAAUUACGCGGACGGUGACGUAGAUGAGGCGUUUCGGGACAGUGCAAUAUUUAGCGACGUCGAUGAGGUAUUCGUGAUACGGCAGUCGACACCGGUAACGACGAGAACAACAAUGACAACAGCAAUGUCAACGGCAAAGACGAAGAUUGCGCCGCCGGUACCUGUCAAAAAGAAACAAGAACUUUCGUUGACGAGGUGCAAGCCGAACAUUGCGCAGAAGCCGGAUUACUUGAAGAUAAGAUCACUCUUAGCGAGAGGACAUGCUGCUGGUGAUUUGGAAACCAGGGUUACUGCGAGACUGGUGAACGUGACUCAACCACUGAAUAGUUCAUCAAAUGGUUACAAUAGAAACAUCGAGAUAGAUAGAGAUGAUGUUUCCGCAGGACAGAGUCAAGCUGGUUGGGUACGGAAGAUAGUAGGUCAAUUGCAAGGUCAUAUUGAAACGUGAUCUGUAUUUGUAAAUAUGGUCUACGGGAUGAGAAUUACACAUGUCACAAGUCAAUAGAUAUCUUGAGUCAUAAUCGACGUACGUCAUGUGGAUAAAAGUGAAGCAAAUAUUUUUGUCAAGAGUAGAAAAGCGCAAUGUAUUUUAAAUCAAUUUUUUGAUCGUCGAUUUUAUAGGAAAGCAUACAAAUGAUUACUUUGACAUGCUUCAUCCUGUAAUAACAUAGCAAUGUUAUCUAAGAAAUUAUUUUUAUGUAUAUAAAAAAAUUUUGUAACAAAAUAAAAAUAGAAAUAAUUUGAUACAAAACGUAUAUGCAUGUAAUUAAAGAAAAAAAGUAUUAUUUUGAUUAAAAUAAAUUAAAAAAGAAUAAGUUAUUUGAAAAAUGUGCAAUCAAAAGUUUUAUUUUAUGAAGUAUAAAUAAAAGUAAUUUUUUAAUAUUUCUAUUUUUAUAUUCUGAUAUUUUUUUAUAUCGAUAAAAAAGUAAAAACAUUUGCUUCGCUUUGUUCAUACCGUGGUGCCGUGAUGUUAGAAAGCUAAUUGGAGUCCUAUUUUAAUGUUUUUUCACAUGUGCCUGAAAAAUAACAUUGACAUAACGUGAUACCAUUAUUUUAUAAUAAAUUUAUAUUUUAAUGUGUGUUUGAUGCGCGCAUAAAUAAAAAAGGCGCACGUUCACGUUCAUGUUAUCGUCGUAGGAACGUAAAAAAGUUAAUAUUCACCUAUAGACUGUUGUAUGUUAAGUAUUGUUUGAUAUUACUUAUGUUAUAUAGAGCAAAAGAAACAGUUUUUAAUUAAACAAAAUAUUUGUAAAACUA